Messenger RNA from Daldinia loculata, 1850 nucleotides. RefSeq lists its product as uncharacterized. The record is from RefSeq and is a predicted model, not a curated record. The transcript has a single exon. The coding region runs from base 315 to 1568 and encodes 417 amino acids. NCBI's taxonomy places the organism in Eukaryota, Fungi, Ascomycota, Sordariomycetes, Xylariales, Hypoxylaceae.
AGGACUAAGAAUAGAUUAGACUAACCUAGGAAGCUGGUAUCAUUGAUGUGCUGACCACCUUGCUCUGCUUGUUCUGCUUGUCAACUAUCUUGUUCUACCUGUCAAUCACCUUGUUAGGCCCUGUACGACAAUAAGCCUCCCAACCUAUCGUUUCGCGCAGCGAUAAAUAUGCGAUCGGCUGAGCAGGCUUACGUAGGUAUAACAAAAAACUGAGGGAGAUUAUUCUUCUGAUCAUCAACUUACUCUUUUCAUUAUCGCCUCAAGUUAACAACCAAAAGUACGAAGCAAGAAUAUCGAAAUUAGUUUUGCCCGCGAUGGUGCUUAAAAAGAAAGAAGUAUAUACGGUGAUAACACCCAUUCCUAGCUUUAUACCCCGCCAGCUAGCAAUCGAUAUUCUCCACAGCCACGGCGAAGUCAUAACGCUGAAUCCCCUCGUACUCGAGUACAAACAAAUCAAGGCACCUCGCGAUGCCGUGUCCGACGAAUAUUUCUCGACGUGGUAUGAAAUACACGAGCGAAUUCAAUACGUCCCUGGCAUAGGAAGAUUCGGGUCCGGGAAGAUCACGUUUAACGGUUGCUUUCAUGAUCUUCCAUGGGGUCUGCAAACGCACAUUUACGCGCCGAUGGGUGUCGACCUCCGAAACAAGUAUCGCAUUGGAGGAAAUCAACCCGGUGUUGAGCCUCCGGAACAUCAAGAGAUUGGACUUGCUGCGCUCGGUGCGCCAAAAGAUGGACUUUACCUGAGAGAGGACAUUGAGAUACGAUGUAACAUUACUAUGGUCGGCAUAGUAAAGGCGCAGAUGAAGACAGCUAGUAAAGAAAUGAUACAGAGAAUCAUCAAAAAGGCAGAAUUACUUGAUUCCGGAAUAUUGCAAGGAAUGAUCGAGGACGGGAAGAUUAGAACGUUCAAUCCUAAUAAUAGUACUUACACUGGUGGACUGAGUGUAGGCGCAGGGAUGAAAUCACCACCACUGUCACCAGCAAGCCCAUAUCAUCCACCACCAAUGUCGCCAUCGGUACCAUACCAAGUCCCAAGGCCAAUAUCGCUGCAACAAGGAAGUCGACCAGGAACAGCAAAUUCAAUGAGCUACCCAGCGCAUUGGCAGGCUCAAUUCCAGCAACUCGAUCCGAACGAACAGAAGAUUCACCAGCAAUACGCCGAGCUACCAAAUAGCCAGAGCGCCGUUGUGGAAUUACCCGGUGAUUUCCACCAUCCGCAUUCAUCACCACACUUACAACCACCUUAUCCGUCACCAACAUACCCGCACCAAGGCCGGAAUUCCCCAUCUUCAGUCCAAUCCCACUCCCCCGAGCUCAAAUCUUGGGGAUGGUCUCAAGGCCAACCGAGUCCGUCUAUACUUAGCUCUCGGCCUACCUCGUAUUCUUCGGAUACGGGCAGUGCCGGUUUCGCGUCUCCCGGACUAGACCACAAGGGAUUCGCAGCUGAAUUACCAACCCAUCAGGAGACCACGGAGGAGUACCAUCACCAGGGUACAUAUAAGAAUGACCCGCAAACAAAUCGGGGCUAUGCGUAUAACCCGGCAGAUUAUGCGCAAGUUCGGCAUUAGAUGAGGGAAGAGUACGGAAAAGGAACGGGUUGUUAGACAGGACUGGCUGUGUAUCAUUUCGGGUUAGGUCUGGCGGUAUUAUGAUUCCCUCUAUUUCUAGGACAGGUCGUUUGGCGUUAUCUGUAUGAAAGAUUCCUCAAACAUAAGGAAUUCUAGGUUGGCGAUGGUUUUACGGUUUUACCACGCCUUGAAUACGGAGCUGGUUACAUGAGAAAAAUCUGUCUCUAUUGACAUUCUGCUACGUCUAUAGCCUCCGUCUAAUAUACGUGAUUGAUUCUUUUA